UUUAACUGUAAUAAAUAAACACAAAUUUAUUCUUCAUUUCCCAUCUGUGCCGUCACAAGCGAAAAUUAACCGGCCGCUAAGAACCUCAAAUAGGGAUGGGGAAUGGAAAACAAUUUUUAGAAUGCACUUCUAUAUUAAAUUAGUGAAUGGAUCGAGACAAAAUCGCGAAGAGAGAAAUCCCGAUUAUCGAGACCAUAUCUUGCACAAUUCUCGUAUGACCCUCCUAGUCUAGUCCCCAAUUAGAAUAUUUAUGGUUAUACCUUUUUUAAAUUUUGUGUUUUUUUGUGACAAAUAAAUUAAAAUUAAAGUUUUACUAAAUAUUUUUAAAUAUUUCCUUGUUGACUCAUACAUUUUAUUUUUAUUUAUGCGCAGUAAUAAAUUAAAAUAAUGGCCAUUUUAGAGUUUUUAAUAUUUUGUUUUUAACAAUUUUUUUUAUCAAUUUUAUUUUCUAAAUUUAAAUAAUUACUUUCCAAAUUAAAUGUGUUUUGGUAAUAGAGAGACCGGGGGAGGGGAUUUUUGGGGUUAGAAGGAGAGGUUAGGGGGGGGGGCGGGAAGGUUCCUCCUUCUUUGGGGAAUUCUUUGAAGUCGAGAAUUUGCCGAAUAUUCUCGUUCAUGUUGAGGAGCGAGAAUAAAAGGAAAAUUAAAGAAACCUCGUGGACUUCGUUUAAAAAAUUAAAAAAUGAAUUUGGAAAGUAAUCAAUUUAUUUAUAUAUUUACCUAACUGAUGAUUCAAUCAAAAAUUUUUAAAACAGGUGGACGAUCAUUUGAAAAAAAAUUGGACACGUGCAUAAAGGAGAGGAGAUCAAAAGAGAAGACGAAGAAAUUAAAAAAGACAAAUUACUUUGUGAACACAGAAAAAGAGCAAAAAUCUAUUAAAAUACUAGUUAAAAAGGGCCAAAAAUCUACAAAAAAUAAAAAGAAUAAAGGAAAGGGAAGGAGGGCCUUAAAAUCAAACAAACAAAAAAAGGGGAGGAGGGAAAAAGAAGGAAAGGAGUGGCUCUAACUAAAUGUCUUUCUCUUCAACCAUUUUGGUGGCUGCCACAUUUGUUAAAGAAUUGCUUCAAAACAUGGGUUGGCCAGAAUGGCUGCAACUGUACAUUGAUUCAUUUUCACAGUGGCUAGACGGUGUACUAAAAUAUUGGGAUCUGGAUUAUCUUGAAUAUCUAAUUUGGCUUUUUCUGCCAAUUUUCGUUGCCUUUAUUUUGCCAAUAUUUCUUUUAUUAUUAAUUUACGCAAGUGUAAUUUUCCUUCACUGCUAUGGACUCAGAAAUAGAAUACGUGAAGCGUAUGCAUCCAGCUAUUGGGACGGGGCGAGAACGAGUAUUGCUAGUUUUUGGGACGGCGUUGGUCUCUUCUGGCAUGGUUAUGAAAUUACUGGAUUAGAAAAUUUACCAGAAGAAGGCCCAGCACUUAUUGUAACAUAUCAUGGAACUCUUCCACUUGAUUUAUACUACGUUAUAUCUAAAGGAAUUCUUUUUAAAAAGAGAACAAUUCAUUGUGUGGCUGAUAAAUUUGUUUUUAAAAUACCAGGUUGGGGCAAAAUGUGCAAAGUUUUUGGAAUGACGCCCGGAACAGUUGAUGAUUGUAUUAAAACACUCAAAGACGGGCAUUUAUUAAUUAUAGCGCCAGGAGGUGUUCGAGAAGCACUUUUUUCUAAUCCUGUAAAUUAUGAAACAAUUUGGGGGAAUCGAUUGGGUUUUGCUAAAGUUGUGAUUGGAGCUGAUGUUCCUGUUAUUCCCAUGUUUACAGAAAAUUGUCGUGAUGCUUUCAGAACUCCCAGAUGGGGCCGACGUUUAUUUAGGCCUCUUUAUGAAAAAACACGUCUUCCUCUUUGCCCAAUUUAUGGAGGUUUUCCAGUCAAAAUGGUUACACAUUUGGGGAGACCUUUAAAGUUUUCUUUGAAUAGUACACCUGAAGAAGUGAAAAAUCAAGUUGAAACAGCGGUAAACAAUUUAAUUUGUGAACACCAAAUACUUCCUGGCAGCAUUUUCCGUUCUUUACUUCAAAGAAUACGUAGAAAACGAACACCAACAAAAGAAGGACAGCAACAAGAAUCUACAACAAUAAUUCCCUCAAUUUCAUCAACUAGAGAAGAUAUAUUAGCAGAAAAUGGAGAAUCUCCACACAAAAAAUUAAAAGAAAAAAGAAUUAAAGAAGAAAUAUUAAUGAGUGAAUUAAGGCCUUCAAAUUUAGAAAUGGCUACAUGUCCAUUACUUUUUGGUGAGGAAGAAUCUUGUUGUAAAAACAAUGAGGAGGAAAAUGAAGAAAAUUCAUGUCCUAACUUAAAUUCAUCGUCUACUUUAUCACAAUAAGAAGGUAUAUAACAAAAAAAGAAAUACUUGAAGGAUUUAAUUACUCUCAAAAAAUGCUCAUCAAAUAUGUAU
Messenger RNA from Meloidogyne enterolobii, 2384 nucleotides. NCBI's taxonomy places the organism in Eukaryota, Metazoa, Nematoda, Chromadorea, Rhabditida, Meloidogynidae. The record is from the annotation of a GenBank genome assembly.